AGCAGGUAGAAGGACACUUUUUCCCAAUGUACGAUACAAAGUGUAUGCAUUACUGACCAACAGCCAUUCUUGCAAUGAUAUUUUAGUAUGCAACAUUGAAGGUCUGAUGUAUGGCAGCAAGAAGUGUGAAGUAAAAAUGACUGUAAAGAGCUAAACACAAGUCACAAACAGUAAACCCAAGAAACAGUUGUUAAUUUGCCAUGUAGAAAUGUAAAAAAAAAAAUCUCUUCACAGAGUACCUAUCAAUAAAAAGCAACAGUGUAGUAACUUUACUACAGGAUAUAUUUUGACAUAAAAAAGUCAGACAGGUCUUGGAAUCUUUUUCCAGGUGAGAGAUCUGCUUAACCCUUGGCUGACUUAUUCGCUCGCUGUCCGAGGCAGUAGAACCAGUGGGUUCUAUGUGGAGAACCUGUCUGAGUUUGAGUUCAGCAACCUGGAGGGAUUCAUGAGCCUCUUUGAGAGAGGAAUGCAGAGCAGACAGACAUCGUCUCAACCCCAGAAUGAGCAUUCCAGCCGCAGUCAUUCUAUUCUAACACUGUCCAUCAAACACUCACCGACUGGUGCACAGCCCGCAGUGGUUACUCAGGGAAAGCUGUGUAUCGUGGAUCUUGCAGGAAGUGAGAGGGUGAAAGAUGGAGACUGCACAGAGAGGUUGCAGGAGGAGACAGGAAACAUCAACCGUAGCCUUCUCACCUUGGGCCAGUGCAUCACAGCGCUGGUAGACCCUAAAAAGAGGAAUGGCCACAUCCCAUACAGGGACAGCAAGCUGACAAUGCUCUUGUCUGAUUCACUUGGUGGAGGGGGCAUCACUCUUAUGAUUGCAUGUGUGUCUCCAAGGGCUGCCAAUCUUCAGGAAACCAUGAACACAUUGCGGUACUCCAGCAAAGCUAAGAGGAUUAAAAACAAGCCAGUGGCCAAAAGUGAUCUUUGUGAACAAGUCCUUGCUACACUUCAAAGAGAGAUUCGUACUUUGACGGAAGAGAAUAUGAUACUACGGCAACAUCUCCCAAAAUUCCAAGAGGACUUAGAAUCUGGAGUUUGCGUCCACAGCACAGGAGGUGGCAGCACUGAGCCCAUAGGGCAUGAUGUGUGGUCUGCCUACACUGGCUCUGGGGCCAGUCUGAGGAGCCUCCUGCAGGACCUCAUGUGGGAGAUCGAUAAACUGCACGGAGAAAAGACAGUGCUUCUGGACAAACAGGAGUCCUCCGACCAGCAGAGGGAGCGCUUGUCACAGGAGAACACCAGGCUUCUUCGCAAACUCAGGGAUCUUGAGAGGCAAAAAGCUAUUGAGAGUCAUUGUCAUUGUAUUGUCAUGGCAUGUAUUGUUAAAGAGCAUGAUAUGUCAGAUGUGUAAAGAUUUUAUCAUUAGUUUGUUUGUAUGUAUAUAUGGAUGUGUGGUGUGUGUGUGUGUGUUUGAGAGAGAGACAGAUAGAGAGAGAGGGAGAGAGAGAGAGAGUAAGGAAAGGAAGCAAGACAGAGUACAGUAACUUUAUGA
Clupea harengus (Atlantic herring) is the source of this 1495-nucleotide messenger RNA. Its product is annotated as kinesin-like protein KIF12. The transcript has 8 exons. The coding region runs from base 446 to 1354 and encodes 302 amino acids. Gene Ontology annotation, biological process: mitotic spindle organization; microtubule-based movement; spindle elongation. The record is from RefSeq and is a predicted model, not a curated record. Gene Ontology annotation, molecular function: microtubule binding; microtubule motor activity; ATP binding. Lineage: Eukaryota; Metazoa; Chordata; Actinopteri; Clupeiformes; Clupeidae. Gene Ontology annotation, cellular component: microtubule associated complex.